Rhizophagus irregularis DAOM 181602=DAOM 197198 is the source of this 912-nucleotide messenger RNA. NCBI's taxonomy places the organism in Eukaryota, Fungi, Glomeromycota, Glomeromycetes, Glomerales, Glomeraceae. The record is from RefSeq and is a predicted model, not a curated record.
UUACUUCAAAUUUUAAGAUUACUCUAUGAUGGAAUCGAAGGCAGAACAAAUUAUUCACAGAUGUAUAUUCUGCUUACAAUUCUUUUGCUAUUUAGUCAGGAUGAAGUUUUUAAUGAAAACAUUCAAAAAAUCUCAAUAUCUUAUCAGCCAUGGUUCACAGAAAGAUUGUUAAAAUCCGUAUCAUUAGGAGGUUUAACAUAUUUAGUUCUUAUAAGGGUUAUACAGUUCAAUCUCAGUUCGCAUCGGGAUGUGUACUUUCACAACAAUUGUUUAGCAACUAUGGCUAACUUGGGGAAUAGCAUUCAAGAUAUACAUCCUUAUGUUGCGCAAAGGCUCGUUAACUUGUUUGAUAUCGUGGCUAAACGGUAUCAAAAAUUACGAGAAAAAGCUCAGCAACAGGGUGAGGAUGAAAAUGUAAGUAAUUUGAACAUGGAAAAUUUUAUUAUUCAAUAUUCCGAUGCUGUCGCAAUUUACGGUGACCUUGUCUGUCUAGUCUUGGAAAUAAUCAAUUCUGUGUUGAUCCGAAGGCUAAAUUCUAACCCGGAAUUAAUAUAUUCUCUAUUGCAUAAAAAGGAUUUGUUUACCCAUUUUCAAUUGCACCCUCGAUUUGCAGAACUAAUUGCUAAUAUUGAUAAUGUAAUUAGUUAUUUUCACGCUCGAAUAUCAGAAGCAAAUCUUAAAUCUCCAUCUGCGGAAGAGAUUUCAGAAUUAAUAGAAACUGCAGCAAGAACUUGGCCGCCAGGUAGACUUAAGGAAUUUCCUGAUUUGAAAUUCCAAUAUGAAGAAGAAUUAGAAUCACAGGAAUUCUUCUGUCCAUACGUGUGGGCUUUAAUAUAUCGUCAUACUUGGAUUUAUUGGGAUGAAAACAAAACACAUAUCUUAAACGAUUAUAUUAUAGUAAGUAAUAUCUGA